Arxiozyma heterogenica is the source of this 2904-nucleotide messenger RNA. It is a transcript of the gene COS111, whose product is annotated as Cos111p. The transcript has a single exon. The coding region runs from base 1 to 2904 and encodes 967 amino acids. Gene Ontology annotation, molecular function: protein binding. The record is from RefSeq and is a predicted model, not a curated record. Lineage: Eukaryota; Fungi; Ascomycota; Saccharomycetes; Saccharomycetales; Saccharomycetaceae.
AUGGCUAGAUCCGAAGUUCAAAAUAUCAACAUAGUUAGUAAUAAUUACUCAAGGUAUGGAACUUCCAUUUAUCAAAAACUGUAUGAUACUCAGUCAUCCAAAAAAAAUGGUUCUACAAAGACAGGUUCUUAUUUAAUUCCUUCUUAUAAUAGAAAUAAUGCUUCAACGUCUCAUAUUGCUGCUAACAAUCGAAUUGUGGCAGACAACGAAUCUUUAUUGACUAUUGGGUCCACAAAAUCAAGGAUUAAAAGAAAAUAUAAAUCUUUGAUAUCAUCAGGGUCGAAGAAGUUAAUCAACAAAAUAUACGAUCAUGGAUCUUCAGAUACUUUCUCCAUUUUUUCCUCAAAAUCACAUAAGGAAAAAGAAAUUUUUAAUCUGAAUAAUAAUGAUAUCUACUUAUAUUCCACGUUCAGUGAGUCAUUCGCCACAAUAGACGACCUACCAUUAGAAAUAUUGUCUAGAAUUAUAUCGUAUAUUGAUUAUGAUAAACACUAUAAAGCUCUGGUUUGUUGUCUCUAUGUAUCCAAACGUUGGUAUAAGGCUACUAAGAUCGUUUUGUAUAAACAACCCAGAUUUGUGUCUACAUAUCGUGUUGCUCAGUUUGUCACCUCUUUGAGGUUACACCCAGAAAAUGGAUAUUUUGUUAAAGUUUUAAAACUAUCAGACUUGCAAAACGGUUUAAUAUUCAAAGAAGAUGAUAAUGAAGACGAAGAGGAGGUGGUAGGCAACAUUAAUGACUCAAACAAUGAGAGUGGUGAUGGUAAUGAUGAUCAAAACAAUGUAGAAGGGGAUAAUAAUGGAACUGCACUAAAUGAAGCUGGUAGAAAUAAUAAUAAUAAUAAUAACAGUAUCAAUAACACGAAUAAUUCUGAACCUUUUAGUGAUAUUGCAUAUGCCGGUUGGAGAGAUUGGAGAUAUAGAAAUGAUCCAUUGUAUAGUAGUCCUGUAUUAAAUAGUUAUACUGUGAAAAGGAUUGUAUCUCGUUCUUCUUCUAUUCAUUCCAAUUCUUCUUUGUUUACCUCAUUAUCUAAUGGAUCUGUUAUUUCAAUGAACACUUCAGCAUCUACUAGAAAUGAGCCAUCUGGCAGUCACAUUGAUACCUCACAAAAUACUGCUAACCGAGCUAGAUCAAACAGUUCAGUUAGUUCAAUUACAAGUAGUAUUAUGUCUACAUUUCAAAAUGCAUCCCAUCUUUCAUUAACUUCAUCCCCUUUGCUAAAUAAUACAACUGGUGACUACAAUAAGGGAGAAGGAAAUAGUUUAAAUAAUAAUAUGAAUAUUACUCAAAAAGUUAAUACAAUCACAUCUCAAGACGUAAAUAAUAAAUGGUUCAGAUUUAAAGUUAUGUCAAAGAAUAAGAGAAGAGCAAGAAACUUGACAAAAUAUUCCACUAUCAAUUCCUCAAAACAACAAAAUUAUUUAUGUAACAACAAAGGUUCAAGUAACACUACUAUUUCUAAAAGUGUUCAAACUACGGAAGUUAAUAAAGUUGAUUGUACAAAUAACUCAGAUAUUACUGGAACAUCAUCUCAGAUUCGUUUUGCCAUUGAGCAGCCUUUUAAGACUAACCAUCCAUAUACAAAUAAAUUUCUUUUAAAAUAUGCAUCGUGUAAGGAUUUACCCUUAGGCUAUAUUUUACAUAUAUUGAAUCACUGUCCUAAUCUAGUAGAAUUAGAUUUAUCUCACUUGACGAUUUGUGAUGAUUUUAAAAUUGUAAACAAAUCAAAACAUCAUAAAAGAUUGACAUCUUUGAUUUUACCGAGUGUAGAAGAAAGUACAAUUAUGACAAACUCCGAAGAAAAUAGAUUGGAAGUGAUAUAUGCAACAGAUUCAUCUAAAAAUUAUGAGCAUAAUAAGAAUAUUAUUGUCAGUACUGGAAAUAGCAAAUCCCGAAGAAAUAGUAGAAUUGGGCAAGGUGUUAUCUUGACCAACAAUGUGACUGAUUCAGGAUUGAGCAGACCUCUGUCUAUCAUUAGUUGUAACAGUGUGAGUAGUGUAUCCAAUAAUGAUACAACAGGAUCAAACUCCGAUCACUGGUGUUCCAGACUUAUUAGUAAUAGAUCAGAGCAUCCAAUGCCUAUUGACUCCCAAACAAAAGCACGUGUCAUAGAAAAGAGUAGACGGAACAGUAAUAAAAAUUCAGGCGAUGAUGUUGAAUUAUAUAAAUUGAAUCCUGUUGAAAUUUUUGAAAUUCUAUGUACAAAAUUAAUGCAAGUAACCACAAUCAAAAUGGAUGGGGCUGUUUGGUGCAGGCAAUAUAUGAUUAAGUAUUUUAUUUUGAUUAUAUUUCAAAGAAUUAUUGACUACGAUAUUCAUACUACUUCAAGAGCCUAUUCAAUUAACAUGAAUAAUAAUAAUAAGAUUAUAGAUUUAAGUUUCUUAAAAGCUGGUAUGAAUAGAAAUUUUCCUUGGUCAUGUAAGGGUACAUUGUCUGAUUUUGUUGUUUUGCUAGUUUUAGAUGAAUUAUUGAAGAAUGAUGAUUUGACAAUUGAAGAUCUAUUUAACAUUAAAUCUGAAAGGUUAUAUCAAAAUGAUAAUUUUAUAACUGAUUCAGAUGUUAUGGAAAUUUCAAAUAUUUUCCCAAUCAAAUUUGGUUUAGAUGAAGAGAAUCAAAACAUAAUCAAUUUUAGGAUCGUUAUAUUAAAGAAUAAACGUCAAACAUCGUAUAUUUUAAAAAAAGUAUCUAAUGACUAUAUUUCAUUAAUUAUUAAUUUGUGUAUUAAUGAAAAUUAUAAUUUUAUGGUCUCUUCUACAGAUUUAGGAAUUUUACCUAAAGAGACUCCAAAGAGAAUAGAUCGUCUAAUCCAUGGACUGGUGGCUAGAAUCAAAUAUUUAAGGAACAAUGAUUUAAGAAGACAUGUUGGAGAGAACAAUUAUAUUUCUAAUACGAUCAAUAUUAUUUGA